AAUAAGAUGGAUAAUAGUUCAGUGGUUACUUUGUUUACUCUGUCAGGAUUAAGUGGGACAACAAACUACAGACACACUCUCUUUGCUCUCACUUUACUGUGUUACUGUGCUAUUUGGCUGGUAAAUUUGACCAUUAUUGUGACGAUUGUUGUGGAUAAAAACCUUCAUGAGCCCAUGUACAUCUUCCUCUGUAAUCUGUGUAUAAAUGGACUUUAUGGGACUGCAGGCUUUUACCCCAAAUUCCUCAUUGAUCUUCUGUCUACCAUUCAUGUCAUCUCAUAUGCUGGAUGCCUUCUGCAGGGUUUUGUGUUGCACUCUUCAGUCACUGCUGAUUUAUCUAUCCUUGUGGUAAUGGCCUAUGACAGAUAUGUGGCUAUAUGUCGACCUCUGAUGUACCACUCUGUGAUGACUACACAAAGAGUUUGUGUGUUUGUGUUUUUUGCCUGGCUUAUACCCUUUUAUUUAGUUUUCUUAAGCUCAAUAACAACAUUAAGAUUGAGGUUAUGUGGCUCACACAUACCAAAAAUCUACUGUAUUAAUCACUUAGUUGGUAAACUGUCUUGUUCUGCCUCCAUAGCACACGUUAUUAUUCCAGCUUUUAAUUAUACUUUUUAUGUUUUACAUAUCUUAUUCAUUGUUUGGUCUUAUAUGUAUCUACUCAAAAAAUGCCAAUUUUCUGCUGAGAACAGAAGCAAGUUUAUGCAAACAUGUCUGCCACAUUUACUAUGUUUAAUUACUCUUCUGGUAUCUGUAUAUUUUGAUUUGUUGUACAUGCGAUUUGGCUCAAAAAAGUUACCACAAGAUGUCAACAAUUUUAUGGCAAUGGAAUUUCUCAUCAUUCCUCCAAUUAUCAAUCCGCUCAUAUAUGGUUUCAAUUUGACACAAAUUAAAAACAGAAUUAAACAUUUUUUUGUGUGGCAAACAUCUCUAGACUAG
Molecule: messenger RNA, 936 nt
Organism: Acanthopagrus latus (yellowfin seabream)
Lineage: Eukaryota; Metazoa; Chordata; Actinopteri; Spariformes; Sparidae
Product: olfactory receptor 142-like
Exons: 1
Coding region: 7-936 (309 amino acids)
Biological process (GO): G protein-coupled receptor signaling pathway
Cellular component (GO): membrane
Molecular function (GO): G protein-coupled receptor activity; olfactory receptor activity
Source: RefSeq, a predicted model, not a curated record